Messenger RNA from Lobosporangium transversale, 3019 nucleotides. RefSeq lists its product as hypothetical. NCBI's taxonomy places the organism in Eukaryota, Fungi, Mortierellomycota, Mortierellomycetes, Mortierellales, Mortierellaceae. The record is from RefSeq and is a predicted model, not a curated record. The annotation marks the transcript as partial. The transcript has a single exon.
UGCAUACUUUACCAUGUAGCUAUAAAUGAUGGCUUUCUUUCUGUAUCCUUAUCAUUUCUCUUUUUUCUUAAAAAACUCCUCAAUACCACUCCACUAUAUUUCAAACCAAUAAGAGAUCGGUCUAUUCUGGAUAUAAUGCAAGAAAAAAACACUCUGGCCCCUGCCAUCAUCACACAGGAUCACAUCCAUGCUAUAGUGUCGCAGCCCUACGAACUGAAUGAGUUUCCUAUUCCGCACUUGUUCAUCGUCUUGCCUCAAAGGACUCAUUCUCAAAGCGCUACUGCUGAUCAACCCCUACUAAGUCGUCAGUUUCGAUUGUUCUUCUUGUGCGAAUGCGGACGACAUACAUCUACCAAUCCCAUUAUCGAAAAAGAAACUACGAACGGAAUGAUAACAACGAUUCAACAUGAGAUCCACCUUGCAAAGCAUAAAGGAUAUAGUAUUAUUAAGCCCAGUGAGUUUUUUGAACGAUAUGGAAGAUACGCCUUGGCGAUAAUGGAGAUGAUCAAGCAGGGGUUCUCGGCCGAUGGAAUGACAAUACGGCCAUUAUCACAGAGUCAAAAUCAGCUAACAAGAGAAAUCAGUUCUUUGGAGAGUGGUCUUGAUCUUGCCAAGAAUAGCUUCAGUUCUCUUGUUGAUGAGACUAUCAACUUUAUUCACAAUCAACAAAUAACGACCAAUCUCAAUAGCAAAUGGGGUUACAGUGACUGCAGUAAUGGGAUUGAUGUUGACAAUAGCGAUGAUGAUACGGCCUUUCUUACAAUCAAAAGUAGAAACAAAAGCAAAAGCAGUCUGGAAAAAUUAACCAAAACACCACUGCUGGAGGGCGCUGAUUUACGCCAACUUGAGUCGUAUCUCUCUAUCGAGGAUGAUGAAUGCACGCCUGGCAACUUGUAUCGGAUGACCAUCCAAGAUGGUAAAAAGACUAGAUGGGUCUGUAUUGACCAUCUUCGUGCGAGCUUUAGACCUGCGGCGGAACAUGAGCUUUUGAACAUGAUCGAGCGGUGUAAUAAAAGAUUGUAUCAAGGAGAGCGGUCCCAGCUAAUGGUAGUACUUAUGAACAGGACUCAGGCUGAACAGCUGUACGAUGUGCUGAAAAAGACGCAGAUCGUGCAACAGUUAAAUAUUGUCCUGGCUUGGGACGUAUCAUGGAGGGAUAUCCGGAAGUUGGCUUCAGCAGUUACCGAGAGCAAUGUCGUCCAUUUCUCGAUGGCUGGUCACCUGUUCACAAGAACUGGAUCUCUACUCGAUAUUCUCAACCGGUUCCGUCGGUUCAACCCGGUCGUGCAGCUUCUUUUCAAAAAUCAAACGGUCCAGUCUUUACACUUGGAUGGGUUUCAGGAUUUUUUUGCCCAUGUCUCAGCAAAGUCGCCACAACGAUAUUUUCGCCAUUCAGCAGAAUUGGCCCCUCAACUACGCUCCCUUACACUACGCUUUCUAUUCAAUGUCGCGGAUAGGACCCAUGUAUCAAUCAUGACGCGAAUACUGAGGGCCUGUCCUUCUCUUGCAAGGCUUACGCUUUGGUGCGAUCAACUGUGCCCUACGCUUGACUUUAUCAUGAGCCAGAUUGGCAACAACAACCAAGAUAAUCACAGUUUUGUUACAUCAACAGCAGCAUUAAAUCAACUCAAGCUCGUUACAGAAAACUUUACGAUGGUCUUCAGGCUCUUUCAAGGUGCUAUUCAAGAAGGUACUAUGAGAGCAAUUGCACCUUUUAUUAAGAUCGUCUCACAAGAACAAGCACUGUUACAACGGCGGACACUUGUCACCAAACUCAUCCUUAACCACGAGCGAGAUACCCCAGUCAUGGACGAACAAUCGUGGACCCGGUUUUUACUCUUGAGCCCCAAGUUGUCUGAGAUUGAGAUCUGCUGUCACGAUAAUCAUCUUCCUAUAUAUAUUGAUAUGAUUACUUCUGUCAGAGUGAAAAUCAUCUCCCAAAACGAAGGCACCUUCGCGCUACACCGACUCCAAUUCAACUUACACAUGACAACGUUAGUCUCACUAUCCUUUCCAUUAAGCCUAUAUUGUCCUAAGUCCGUUGACACCCCAUUGCCUAGAAUCUCAGUAAACAGUCUGGAUACCAGCGAGUUCUCUGGUCCGAGUCCCCCUUCCAGUGCCUUAUCCCAAGUUUUGCGAGAAUAUGGCUCAGUUAUUAGAGACUUGCUAGUAGAUGACAAGUUCACAUAUGAUCAUGCCAUGCUCCUAGAUGAAGUGACCAAGGAUCGGGGUUCAAAACUUCGCACAUUGACAUGCAUACGAUCAGUAGGAAAAGACAACAGCAGUGACAGUUAUGAAUGGAUAGAACGGGUUCUGGAACGUUCAACUGAACUAGAAAGAUUCACUCUUGAGUUUUAUAAGCUUCAUGAGGCUAAUCAAAAAGGACUGAUGGAGAGAUUAUUACUUCGGGUAGGCAAACGAGUGCACAAAUUGGUUCUAGGCUCCACUUUCCCUGAGGAAUGGCUUCCUAAGGUCGCUCGAGCCGCUCCAACACGGUAUGAAUUGCCUUUACUGGACUCACUAUCAAUUUGUGCUCAUGGGCUGCAAGAGCCGCCACAGAAUAUUGUCGAAUGGAUCGCCAAUAUAGUCUCAAAGCCAUCUACGGUCAUCCCGGGCACAAAUUCAGGACAACAACAGCAGCGGUUUUCGAGAUCCGUCGAGCCUACAAUUCCCUAUACAACAACAGCGAGAACCUGGACGGCAUUAGAACGGAUCUGGAUAGGAGGUAUCCACUUCCGACCUCAGCAAUGGGAGGUUAUUCUUAAAGCUAUAGACUUUUCAUCACUACAAGACUUGGGUUUCUAUGAGACCAAUUUUGAUUUGGUCCAACUCCAGUUACUGAUUAAUCUUAUUCCGGAGCCAGGGACUUCACCCUCUCCACUGCACUGGCUGCGGCUCGGUGGGACGAUAUUCGAUGGCAACUGGGAGGGUGGUGGCGUUCAAAUUCCUUCCGAAAUGAUGACAACGCUUCAAAGAAAAGCAUCUCUCAUCAGGCUCUCUUAAUAUAGUUACUCUUAUA